Molecule: messenger RNA, 736 nt
Organism: Symbiodinium necroappetens
Lineage: Eukaryota; Dinophyceae; Suessiales; Symbiodiniaceae
Source: the annotation of a GenBank genome assembly
GAGGAAGUGAGUCUGGAACCUGUGGACAACUCCACUCUCGUCAAUGCGGGAGACAUGCCGACUGAGGCCACUGACCCGGACCCGUGGUCAGGACAGUGGAAUGGACAGGAAACUUGGUGGGGCUGGCAAGAGUGGGACUGGUCGACUUCUUCCUGGAGCCCUUCUUCGUCUUCCUGGGCAUGGUCGGGCUCUUCUUCAACCUCGUCGACCACCUCACUUGCCCCUGACGGCGGACUUACUGAUCGGGAGACGAUGCUUCCGAAUGCUGGCCUGUACCCCAAUGUCAGCCCCUUCAUCCCGGAGGAGGGUGACGUUUCCUGGAUGAUGCAGAUGUCGAGCGAGCUAUGUUACAAGAACAAGGCGUACCACGACAACAAAUUGAUCGCCUUGAUGACCUGCUCCGGCAGCUCGACCAGCGCAACACCGCGGAGCUUGGUCCGGAAUCACGCUGGGCACUUGGUCGGAUCACCCAGCGCCUGGAGGAAGGAAUGCAAAGCCUUGAAAGUAUUCUGGAGGUGUUCGCCCGCAGACUACAACCGCGUGGUACCCCUACAGCCCUCUGAGCUUCAGCCGGUGGCGGACAACCUGGUCAACGUGGUGGCGAUUGGAGGGUCCCAUGAGUCCGCGCAAGCGGCCUCGAGCUCUAGUUCUGAGGAAGGAGCCAGCAACUAUGCGCGCAGCGAUAUUGCGUACGACGACAACGGCAACCUGGUAGAUGUGUCUCCGUGCUCCUCAG